Messenger RNA from Eriocheir sinensis (Chinese mitten crab), 1061 nucleotides. RefSeq lists its product as uncharacterized. The coding region runs from base 85 to 720 and encodes 211 amino acids. Lineage: Eukaryota; Metazoa; Arthropoda; Malacostraca; Decapoda; Varunidae. The transcript has a single exon. The record is from RefSeq and is a predicted model, not a curated record.
UAUACAGGAUCGGGUCCUGUCUCGAUUACUCGGUAUAUAAGUGCAAAUUCAGGGGGCUGAUCACCUCCUCGUCGUGUCCCGGCCAUGCCCACAACUCACUUGGACUUCCACACUCUUGUUCCUGAAGUGGCGGACGCCGAGGCCAUGAACACAACUGUGGGAAGAGCGAUUUGCCAUCAGUACCUGUUCGACCGGAGAACAUCACCGAGGGAAGUGAGUCUCUGGGCACCUGGAGAGCUGCAAGAGUUCAAUAUAAGUCUGCAGUGUGUCGAUCGCCUCUACCACAUUUACAAAAGUGAGGACCACAUCUUCGAGCUGGUGACGCGCGUCGAGUACAAGGAUCGAUAUUUAUUUGUGGAAUUGAGCUGCAGUUGUUACUUUGAGGGCUUCGAGUGCCAAGGUGGAGGGCAGAUCUACGUGAGCUACAGCGCCAGUCUUUUCACCAAGGUCAUCACCACCAAGCUGUGGAAUGAAGAACUGUUUUACCAGUCGCUGGCGCAAGACGGCUACCUGGUGGAGGGGCGUAGUGUGUUUGAGCGUUGCCCACCCGCCCGGUGGCACACCCCGCCCUCCCUCAUGGCUCUGAGCCACCUCACCGUCAGUAAUAACAAAGACAACCUCGGACACUACCGGGAGCUUCUGCCCACUGCCGUGGCUCAGAGCGUCGACGAGUUCGUACAGGUACAGGAGGCCGUGAAGGACUAUGACGAGUGGGAGUAGCAAGAGAGUUUGUCACUCUCUCGAAUUAGAUUAGUGAAGUAUAUUUGAUAUGUGUCAUAAUAACAAGUCUACUUCUAGGAAUAAAGUUGUUUACACCAAGGUCUAGUAACAGCUCAACAACAGUGUAAAAAAAUGUACCUGGAAUUGCUAUCAACUCUGCCAACAAAUCUGUUGCUGCCUUUGUAAAAACAAGAUCUUGGCCUCACUUCUGAUGUCAACAGAAAGAAAUUGUUGGUUCCUCAACGGAGGCAUGGAAAAUCACAAUAAAUACUGAUUCUUGUGAUUACAAUUCCUUUUAUCUCUACUAUAUUUUUCACAGAAUAAUAAAGAGUGAGAUGUCA